AUGCGAAAAGGGAACGAUGGACACCUGCUUAUCGGAAUCUCCAGUGACGCCUUUUUCAACAUCCUUAAAUUUUUAACCUUUAAUGAGACACUAAAGCUGAAAUUGGUGUGCAGGCAUUUCAGGGAGUACAUAAAAGAUGAGAAUGCCUUUUUCCAAAAUGAGUGGAUUUGUUUGAACAACUAUAUAAGGUUCGUGCGUCUUGUGCACCCGGAGAAGUUUGGUUCUUUUUUGGUGUCCCUCCUGAGUGACGAACGGAAUGUGUAUUCUAGUCCUCUCUGCGCUAGACAGCGCCUCCAGUUCGGGAUAACGAAGAAUCAGCUCAUACUACGAGACAAGUCAUUCCUGAAAAAAAUAACGCUCAAGGGGGACUUCCUCAGGAAUACAAAUUUCUACGAUAUCAGCCAACUGCUAAGGGCACAUGAGAGCACCCUCGAAGAAUUGCACAUCCAAGGAUUGAACGAUGUAAACUGCCCUCUGUUUAUUUAUUCUAACCAUGGCAUCCUCUUCGAGUUCCUUUCCAAGGAGGUCCUUAUGAACAACCUAUCUGUUCAACGUGUGAAGAAAAGUAGCUUGAGGCAUAUUCAGGACUUGCUGUUGCAGCGGAAUGGGGGUCGGAAAAACAGGGCGGGAGAGGCCAACUCGCCCGGGCUGGAAAGGUCUCCCCCUGGGGAAGCCCCACCGGAAGAAUCACCACCGGAAGAUUCACCACCCGAAGAAUCACCACCAGAGGAAUCGUCCCGUGAUGCCCCCACCCAGCGGGUCCCCAUCGGCAGAGACAAAAAGGUGCACCUACUGUGCGAACACAUCGGCGUGAUAUACAAUUUGAGGAAAAGUUGCUUCGAAAAAAUACAAAACUACAAGCCAAAGCUACAUCUAAGUAAUUACAUAAGCAGCUUGUCCAGUUUGCAGGUUCUGAACCUGUCAGGAAUUCAAAGCUACGACAUGAUAGAGAUGCUCAUCCCGGUGCACCUACCGUCCUUAAAAACGUUAAACAUCUCCUGCUACGAUUACUUCUUUUAUUUCUACCAUAUGGUAGUCUCCAUCUGUCUGUAUGGAAGUGGGAAGGAGGUGUUUUCUCGUUACCUGGACUUAAAAAAUAGGGAACUCAGCAGAGACACCAACGAGAGGAAAAAGAAUGAAUGGUUCGAAAGGAACAAGGAGAUGCACCAACUGAUUAAGGAGACUGAUGAGGAGGUCAUUCAGGUGAAUAGAAUUUCCACUGCCUGUCAGAAGAGGUAUGAAGAAGACGCCAUAAAUUACUACGCACUGAAUGUGAGUAGGAACGACCAGAAGAUUUUCUUCACCCCAACUUACAAGGAUAGGAUCUGCAUGAGGGGGGUCAACCGGCCGGUGCACUAUGCGGACGGUAGUUACAUAAGGCACGACUCGGACAGUGAACCAACUGAACCAACUGAACCAACUGAACCAGCUGAACCAGUUGGAUCAGACUCUCGUCGAAGUGAGGGGGAGAGUUCCCCCAAGAGUUGGCACCGGCAGCACACCCAACAUGCACAGCCCGCCAGGGAGGAUAGCCCCUGCAGCACGUUACGCAGUGUAGGAAGCGGUGAGGAAAGUCCGUAUAGCACGCUACGUAGUGUAGACAGCACAGGAAGUGUAGAAAGCGACCAACGGGGUAAAUACCAUACAGAGGGGCAGCGUCCCCAAAAGGGAAAACCUGUCUGCAAACCCGCAUGCAAGACCUCCUGGCAAUCCUCCUUCCAGUCGACAUGCCGUCACACACCUACCCCAGUGACAGACUUGAAGCUGAAAAAACUGAAACGGGGAGGAUACAUCUGGUUGGUCGAAAAUCAAAAGCACAAAAAAAACGUCAGUAUAGAAAUGUUAUACCUAUGCAAAAAUAUAAUAGAGAAGGAGGAAAAGAAGGCACGGAAAAACAUCAUCUGCUUAAUGAACAACCUGAACGUCGAGCAUUUUUCCCUUUUCAACUACGGACUGAGUAGUCCCUUCUUGUGGCUACUAUUACUCAUACGGUGCGACAAGCUAAAAACGGUGUCUAUCCUAGACCUCUGUCUAUCUCACCUUCUUUCCGCAUUGACUUUUUUAGAGGCAUACCUCAAGCAACAUCUAUUUAACUUCCAAGGAAUGAUGAGAAGACGCAGAAAACGACUAGGCAGCAUAUAUUUCAGGUUCAAUGACGAAGAGGAUAUUAACUUUGUGAAUAGAAUGUAUACCCGUAUCAUUAACGAGUUGAACUUAUCUAACUUUGCUCCGAGAAAAAACCGAGUCCUACACAUCGUUAUAUAUGUAUACAACAACAAGAAGGAAAAUAAACAGUUUGUGAAAUAUAUUCGUAAAAUAUCUCGGUCCCUGUGGCGGUGCAAUUACGUAGUGCACUAUUCCAUUCAAUAUUACAAGUACAAAUAUUUCAACCGGUACUUUGACAUAGACAACUUAUAUAGGGACUACGUUGUGAACGUUUUGCUUACUCAUCAUAGGCUGAACCAGCGCCUGCUCUCUCGGCGCGCGCUCCUCCCGUAG
Molecule: messenger RNA, 2499 nt
Organism: Plasmodium coatneyi
Lineage: Eukaryota; Apicomplexa; Aconoidasida; Haemosporida; Plasmodiidae
Exons: 2
Coding region: 1-2499 (832 amino acids)
Molecular function (GO): protein binding
Source: RefSeq, a predicted model, not a curated record